Molecule: messenger RNA, 3035 nt
Organism: Brachypodium distachyon (stiff brome)
Lineage: Eukaryota; Viridiplantae; Streptophyta; Magnoliopsida; Poales; Poaceae
Product: cadmium/zinc-transporting ATPase HMA3
Exons: 6
Coding region: 325-2784 (819 amino acids)
Biological process (GO): monoatomic cation transport
Cellular component (GO): membrane
Molecular function (GO): zinc ion transmembrane transporter activity; ATP hydrolysis activity; ATP binding
Source: RefSeq, a predicted model, not a curated record
ACUUGUCAUGGCUCUUCCAAGUUCUAAGACGGAGCAUCCUUUGAGUAGCAGUCAACCUACCAGUUGGCGGUAAGGUGCCAAUGAGAGCGUGAAGGUGUGUUUGCUCAACCAGAAACAAAUUUUCAAACAAAUUUUUCGUCUCACCCGGGUCAGUGUCACCCGUCGCGGUCGUGAGGGGAGCAUUGCGUGCUUUGUGCAGCAAAACCUCCUCUCCGAAUCCUCAUCUCAAUUCUUUCGUUGACUUCAAUUAUAUACCCCGUUUGGCGUUUGCCUUUGGUCGCGUUUCUUGGCUCGGAUCGUCGUCCUCGAUCGGUUCGAGUCACGAUGAGUGGCGGCGAGCUCCGUCGGGGAGCGCUUGAGGAGAGCCUGCUGCUGACGGGGAGGACGCAGUGGGACAAGACAUACCUGGACGUGCUGGGCGUGUGCUGCUCGGCGGAGGUCGCGCUCGUGGAGAGGCUCCUCUCGCCGCUCGCCGGCGUGAGGACGGUGUCCGUCGUCGUCCCCUCCAGGACCGUUGUCGUCCAGCACGACCCCGCCGCCGUCUCCCAGUCCCACAUCGUGAAGGUUCUGAACGGGGCAGGCCUGGAGGCGUCGGUGCGAGCCUAUGGGAGCAGCGGGAUCAUCAGCCGGUGGCCCAGCCCGUACAUCCUCGCCUCCGGCGUCCUCCUCCUGGCGUCCUCCCUGAGCUGGCUCCUCCCUGAUCCCCUGCAUCAUCUGCAGUGGCUGGCCCUGGCCGCGGCCUUCGUCGGCGCUCCCCCGAUGCUGCUCCGGGGCUUCGCGGCCGCCAGCAGGCUCACGCUGGACAUCAACGUCCUGAUGCUCAUCGCCGUCGCCGGCGCCGCCGCUCUCGGGGACUACACUGAGGCCGGCGCCAUCGUCUUCCUCUUCACCACCGCCGAAUGGCUCGAGACCCUGGCUUGCACCAAGGCUAGCGCCGGCAUGUCGUCGUUGAUGAGCAUGAUCCCGCCAAAGGCAGUGCUCGCGGAGACGGGUCAGGUGGUCAACGUGAGCGACAUCGGUGUAGGCGCCGUCGUCGCCGUCAGGGCCGGCGAGGUGGUCCCGGUCGACGGCGUGGUGGUGGACGGGCAGAGCGAGGUCGACGAGAGGAGCCUCACCGGGGAGUCCUACCCGGUGCCCAAGCAGCCGCAGUCCGAGGUCUGGGCCGGCACCCUCAAUUUGGAUGGCUACAUUGCCGUGAGGACAAGUGCUCUUGCGGAGAACUCGACGGUGGCCAGGAUGGAGAAGCUGGUGGAAGAGGCCCAGAACAGCAGGUCCAAGACGCAGCGGCUUAUCGAUUCCUGCGCGAAAUACUACACGCCAGCCGUGGUGGUCAUGGGGGCAGGGGUGGCGCUGCCGCCGCUGCUGCUGGGAGCAGGGGACCCGGAGCGGUGGUUCAGGCUGUCCCUGGUGCUGCUGGUGAGCGCGUGCCCGUGCGCGCUGGUGCUGUCGACGCCCGUGGCCACCUUCUGCGCGCUCCUCACGGCGGCCAGGAUGGGUGUCCUAAUCAAGGGAGGGGACGUCCUCGAGUCCCUGGGGGAGAUCACGGCCGUCGCCUUCGACAAGACCGGCACCAUCACCAGAGGCGAGUUCAGCAUCGCCGCGUUCCAUGUGGUCGCGGACAAGGUUCAGAUCACCCACCUUCUUUACUGGGUGUCAAGCAUCGAGAGCAAAUCGAGCCAUCCAAUGGCGGCUGCACUUGUGGAGUACGCGCGGUCCAAAUCUAUCCAGCCAAAGCCGGAGAAUGUCGCCGAGUUUCGCGUGAUUCCCGGAGAGGGCGUCUAUGGAGAGAUCCAUGGAAGGCACAUCUACAUCGGAAACAAGAGGGCGGCCCUGGCAAGGGGAUCGUGUCACACAGUUCCAGAGAAAAAGGACGGUGAUCUGAAAGGCGUGUCCGUGGGAUACGUGAUCUGCGACGGGGACCUCGUCGGGGCGUUCUCCCUCUCGGACGAUUGCCGGACCGGAGCGGCAGAAGCGAUUCAGGAACUAACAGCCAUGGGCAUCAAAUCCGUAAUGCUCACGGGAGACAGCGCGGAAGCCGCGGCGCACGCGCAGGAGCAGCUCGGGGGCGCGCUCGAGGAGCUCCACUGGGAUCUCUUCCCGGAGGACAAGGUGCGGCUCGUCGCCGCCCUGAAGGCGAGGGCGGGGCCGACGAUGAUGGUCGGCGACGGGAUGAACGACGCCCCGGCGCUGGCCAUGGCGGACGUGGGCGUGUCCAUGGGCGUCUCGGGCUCCGCGGCCGCCAUGGAGACCAGCCACGCGACGCUCAUGUCCAGCGACGUGCUCAGGGUGCCCGAGGCCGUCAGGCUCGGGCGGCGCGCGCGCCGGACCAUCGCCGUGAAUCUGGUGGCCUCGGUGGGGAUCAAGGCCGCCGUGUUAGUGCUCGCGGUCGCCUGGACCCCGGCGCUCUGGGCGGCGGUGCUCGCUGAUGUCGGGACGUGCCUGCUCGUCGUGCUCAAUAGCAUGCGGCUGCUGGGGGAGGGGAACAGAGGGGGAGGUGGGAAGAAGAAGAAGGAGGAGGCUUGCCGUGCCACGGCGAGAUCGCUGGAGAUGAGAAGGGCUCAGCUGCUGCUCAACGCCGAUGAUGCGUCCAACGCUGCUAGUACUACGGUUGUUGUUGAGAGACCAGGUGGUGGCGGUGGGAGAGAGAAAUGCCAUUGCUGUCACAGGGAAAACGAGUCUCCUGAGAGUUCGGUUGCCAUCGACAUUAUUCGAGUCGACGAGCGUCCGGAGGAAGUGAGGAAGAUUGCGGCGUGUGCGCCUGCGAAAGGCGGAGCGGACGCCUGAUGUUGCGGCAGCAGCAGCAAGGCUACUGGAUGCGGCACUUUGGUCAGGCCUAUUUCAUCGACCCGCGCAUCAUCGCUACGAUGUUGUUCCGGCCAAAUAGACAGCUAAGAAAUUGUACACCAAAAUGGCGCCCGUUGAUGGUAGGGUGAAAGUGAUAGCCCCCCGAUAGACAUCCUUCUAGUGUUUAAAAUGAUGUAUUUUUCAGACAGACAUUUUUUAGUCAUAAAUUCAUACACACAAAUCAGACAAAA